UUUUUUUAAUCUCAGCUUCCCAAAUUUUGGGCUGCUAUGACUAUGAUGGAUGAUUCAUCAUCCUCCUCUCUCUAACGCAGAAAUUGAGAAACCCAUCUCGCACAAGCUUUUCUCUUCUUCCUCUCCCCCCAUAUCUCUCUCUCUCUCUCUCUCUCGAUUCCUUCUUCUUCCUUCUGUGCCAGCCUCACACAGAUCCGCGAUCCAUUUUUCCCUUUUUCCAGCCAGCAGGUUUAUAAAGUGCAGUUAGCGCAUUCCCUAUAUAAAAAAGAACUGCUUCACUAUUGGAUAUGAAGAAAGCAUUUGGUCAAACUGUCAGAGACCUCAAGAGAGGUGUCAACAAGAAAGUGCUUAAAGUACCUGGAAUUGAACAGAAGGUUCUAGAUGCUACCAGCAAUGAGUCUUGGGGUCCGCAUGGAUCACUUCUUGCGGACAUUGCGCAUGCUUCGAGAAAUUACCAUGAAUACCAGCUGACCAUGGGAGUGUUAUGGAAACGUCUUAGUGACACUGGAAAAAAUUGGCGGCAUGUCUAUAAGGCAUUGACGGUCUUGGAGUACUUGGUAGGCCAUGGAUCGGAACGUAUCAUAGAAGAGAUUAAAGAACGUGCAUAUCAAAUUUCGAUAUUAUCCAGUUUUCAGUAUAUUGAUUCCAGCGGUAAAGAUCAAGGUAGCAAUGUCAGGAAGAAGGCGCAGAGCCUUGUGGCGUUGGUAAAUGACAAAGAAAGAAUAGCGGAGGUCAGAGAGAAGGCUGCUGCCAACAGAGAAAAGUAUCAUAACUCAACAGUAGGUGGGAUGCAUAUGCCUUCAGGAGGAUAUGGAGACAAAUAUGAUUACGAAGGCCGAUAUGGAGACAGAGAUGAAGAACGAAGUAGUUAUGGGAGAGAGAGAGAAUAUGGUUACAGGGAUGAUGAUAAAAAUAGUCGUGAUGUAGAUCGUUAUUCUAAAGACUCUGAAGACCGAGAUGGAAGAGAUAGUAACAGGGAUGAUGAAUACCAUGGAUCAAGAGGUAGGAGCUCAGACAGGGAACGACCAAUUGAGGAUGAUGGCCAAUCGUCAUCAAGGGACAGUGGUGCACGAGCUGAUGAUCAUUCUCAAGAUGGGAGAGGGGGGAUGGAGAGGAAGUUUUCUGAACAAAAUAUUGGUGCUGCCCCACCUAGUUAUGAAGAAGCUGUCAGUGAAUCACGGAGCCCUGUAUACAGUGAAAGGGAUGGUGGAGAGACACCACAAGUUGCUCCUCCUGCAGCUGCAGCUUCGCCUUCUGCUGAAAACAGCAGCGUGGACAACAAAACUGCUGGUUUUGUUAACGGAUCAUCUCCUCAGCAUGUUGAGUCUUUUGAUGAAUUUGAUCCACGAGGUUCAGUUUCAGCAGCAUCUGUACCUGCAGCUGGUGCUUCGGCUUCUGCACCUAGCCCAUCAACAGUGGUUUCUACCUCUGCCAUGCCUGCCCCAAAUAAUUCUGAAAUGGAUUUGCUUGGCUCUCUUUCAGAUGUAUUUUCACCGAACCCCUUGGCUAUUGUAACAUCUGAUUCCACUUCUGUUGAAAACAAUGGACAACCAAACACUGGUCCAGCUCCAUCGUUUUCUACUUCUCAGUCAUCACCUCAGUCUUUUGAUGAUCCAUUUGGUGAAUCUCCUUUCAAAGCCAUCACUUCUGCUGACAUUGACCCAAGCCAACAUCAGAAUUUUGGAGCGCCUUUCCAGCCAACACCACCAACUUCAAAUCCUGACAAUGGGCAUAGUUUUGGUUUUGGGGAAGCAUUUACAGCUGUACCAAAUCAUGAACCUGGCGUUCAAAAUAUGCAAGCUCCACCGAACUCAUCUGUCUUACCUCAAGAGCAGUUCGAUACAUCGGAGAGCGAUAUUCUUGCUGGCAUUCUCCCGCCAUCUGGACCGCCAGUUUCUCUGUCUCCUCAACCAAAUUCAACAGUGCCAGCAUCUCAGUUUCCUCCCAACAGUAACUCCUAUGAAAGUUAUCAUCAUCAGGCGGCACUUACAGAUCCAAACAUGCCAGGACAAACUCCGUUUGGUCAAGCUUCACAACACUAUAACAUGGUUUCCCAUUCGCAAAAUCAUCCUGAAGGUAUGCAAUUCAACAAUGGAGGCUUCACGCAACAUCCAGGCUAUGCAGGUUCAGCAAAUUCUCAACCUCCACAGUAUACUCCUGGUUUAUCUCCACACCCAACAAGUGAGAGUUUUCCUCACCAACCAGGUUCUGCCACCUCAUCAAGCUCGCAAGCUCCUUACGCUACUACAUCCAAUGCACCAGCUGGUCAGUUUGAUGGUGGAAACUUUAUGACACAGCAACCUUAUGAUGUGACACAGAAAGUUAAUGGUGCCCCUUCUCAUGUACCACAUCGAACUCAAUCUGGACCUGUUGCGGCAUACGGGAAUAACAACAAUGUUGUUGGAGAUAUGCACCAACCUGGUUCUGCCCCCUCAUCAAGCGCGCAAACUCCUUACGCUACUACAUCCAAUGCACCAGCUGGUCAGUUUGAUGGUGGAAACUUUAUGACACAGCAACCUUAUGAUGUGACACAGAAAGUUAAUGGUGCCCCUUCUCAUGUACCACAUCGAACUCAAUCUGGACCUGUUGCGGCAUACGGGAAUAACAACAAUGUUGUUGGAGAUAUGCACCAACCUGGUUCUGCCCCCUCAUCAAGCGCGCAAACUCCUUACCCUACUACACCCAAUGCACCAGCUGGUCAGUUUGAUGGUGGAAACUUUAUGACACAGCAACCUUAUGAUGUGACACAGCAAGUUCAUGGUGCCCCUUCUCAUGUACCACAUCGAACUCAAUCUGGACCUGUUGCGGCGUACUGGAAUAAUAACAAUGUCGUUGGAGAUAUGCACCAACCUGGUUCUGCCCCCUCAUCAAGCUCGCAAACCCCUUACCCUAUUACACCAAAUGCACCAGCUGGUCAGUUUGAUGGUGGAAACUUCAUGACACAACAAGCUCAUGGUGUCCCUUCCCAUAUACCACAACGAACUCAAUCUGGACCUGUUGCGGCGCACGGGAAUAGUAACAAUGUCGUUGGAGAUAUGUUUGCACCAGCUGGACUAAGUUCCUUGGAGACUUCAGCAUCUCAACCAUCUCUCACACCUUUAACAGGAGCAAUUGAGAUUGUUGUUCCUCAAAGUCAGAAAAAGUUUGAGCCAAAAUCAACCAUCUGGGCUGACACAUUAAGCAGAGGGCUGGUUAACUUCAACAUUUCUGGACCCAAAACAAAUCCAUUGGCAGAUAUAGGAGUUGACUUUGAGGCGAUCAACAGGAAAGAGAAACGACUAGAGAAACCAACUACUGCACAACAGCAAGUAACAUCAACUAUCAACAUGGGUAAAGCCAUGGGAUCUGGUACUGGCUUAGGCCGUGCAGGUGCAGGUGCUAUGAGACCUCCGACGAAUUCAAUGGUAGGCUCAAGCAUGCCGACGGGCAUGAAUGCUGGUGGCUACGGAGGUAUGAACCAAAACCAUCCAAUGGGAAUACAGCAAAACCACCCAAUGGGCAUGAACCAACACUACCCCAUGGGCAUGAACCAAAACUACCCCAUGGGCAUGAAUCAAAACCAUUCCAUGGGAAUGAACCACAACCAGCCAAUGGGAAACCAAAACUAUCCCAUGGGAAUGGGGAUGAACAUGGGCGGAUACGGUCAAGGCUAUCCGAUGCAACCACAACAAGGAAUGGGCAUGGCUCCUCCUGGUCCACCACAAGGCAUGACCGGUGCCUACAAUCCGAUGAUGGGUCAAGGCGGUUACAACCCUCAGCAGCAGCAACCUUAUGGUGGAGGAGGUUACCACCG
Messenger RNA from Camelina sativa (false flax), 3793 nucleotides. The record is from RefSeq and is a predicted model, not a curated record. Lineage: Eukaryota; Viridiplantae; Streptophyta; Magnoliopsida; Brassicales; Brassicaceae.